AGCAGUCCGAGCCCUUCCUCUGACCAGCUUCCACGGGGAUUUACUUCCUGACUAGGAGAGAUGACUCUGGCCUGGAGACUUGUGGCGAGAACUUUGCACCUGCAGACUUCCUCACGCGGGACUCCUAAGACGUGCCCUUCCCUGAGCCUGAGCUCAGGUGCUUUGUGGGGGUCUGGGACCAAGCUCGGUCUUCAUACAAAGCCCAGGAUGCCUCCAUGUGACUUCACCCCUGAGAGAUACCAGUCCCUUCCCUACGACCGCGUCCUGGACAUCCACAAGCAGCACCUUUCUCCCGUGCUGACGGCCUACUUUUCCAAGCCUUUGCUGCUCCACCAGGGCCACGGGGAGUGGCUCUUUGAUCACGAGGGAAACAGAUACCUGGACUUCUUUUCUGGGAUUGUCACCGUCAGUGUUGGUCACUGCCACCCGAAGGUAAACGCAGCGGCACAAAAGCAGCUCGGCCGCCUGUGGCACACAAGCCCCCUCUUCUUCCAUCCACCAAGCCAUGAAUAUGCGGAGAAGCUUUCGGCACUUCUUCCUGAACCUCUAAAGGUCAUUUUCUUGACGAACAGCGGCUCCGAGGCCAACGACCUCGCCAUGAUGAUGGCCCGAGCACACUCCAAGAACACGGACAUCAUCUCCUUCAGAGGAGCCUACCACGGAUGCAGUCCUUACACCUGCAGCUUGUCAAACGUGGGGCUGUUCAAGAUGACUCUCCCCAGUGGGUCGGGCUGCCGAUCAACAAUGUGCCCAGACGUCUUCCGGGGCCCUUGGGGAGGAAGCCACUGUCGGGAUUCUCCCGUGCAAACCAUAAGGAAAUGCAGCUGUGCCCCAGACCGCUGCCACGCUAAAGACCAGUAUAUUGAACAGUUCAAAGAUACUCUGAACACGUGUGUGGCCAAGUCAAUUGCUGGAUUUUUUGCCGAGCCAAUUCAGGGGGUGAACGGGGUCGUCCAGUACCCGAAGGGGUUUCUGAGGGAAGCCUUUGAGCUGGUGCGAGAGCGGGGAGGCGUGUGCAUUGCGGACGAAGUGCAGACAGGAUUUGGGAGGCUGGGCUCUCACUUCUGGGGCUUCCAAACCCACGGCGUCCUGCCAGACAUUGUCACCAUGGCCAAGGGGAUCGGGAACGGCUUUCCCAUGGCAGCAGUCGUGACAACUCCAGAGAUCGCCAGGUCUUUGGCCAACUGCGUGCUGCACUUCAGCACCUUCGGAGGGAGCCCAGUGGCCUGCGCCGUGGGAUCGGCCGUGCUCGAGGUGAUUAAAGAGGAAAAUCUACAGGAGAACAGUCAAGAAGUUGGCACCUACAUGUUACUGAAGUUUGCUAAGCUGCGGGAUGAAUUUGAAAUUAUUGGAGACGUCCGUGGCAAAGGCCUCAUGAUAGGCAUAGAAAUGGUGAAGGAUAAGACGAGCCGCCAGCCUCUUCCCCGUGAGGAAGUCAGUCAGAUCCACGAGGACUGCAAACGCAUGGGUCUUAUCAUUGGCAGAGGUGGCCUUUUUUCUCAGUUCGUCCCCAGGCACAGCAAGACUUGCCCUUCCCACCUGCUGAGCUGUCUUGGGGGCUGAGUGAGGUAACGGAUGUCAAAGUGCCUUGCAGACUCAUGAGCUACGCAGAUGGAAUAUUCUCCACGUCAGCUUACCUGUCUCUUCUUCCCUUCACUGCAUAGGCUCCCAAGAGCAGUUUGGGGGCUUCGUUUAUACUUCCCUGCCCGCUGUUUGUGCCUCAACCACUAGGACCUCAUUGCUGCCUCUUGUUUCUUGGAAAUGACCUUCUCGAAAGCCCACCAGGGACUGCGCUAUGGCCAAAACGUAGUGUUUCCUUCCAGUGUUUUCCCUAAACUUCUGCUCCUUCUUGACCAGGACUCCUUGGCUCCUGCCAUGUGGGCCUUGGACCUCAGAUGGCUCCUCCCCCGUCCCUUUCGCGGCGACUCCCCCAUUGAAGGCUCUGCCCUGGGCCCUCUCCUCUCCCAGGCUGUGCUCUCCCCCUGGGGGCACUUCGGGACGUCGCCUUUCUUCCUGCAUGACUGACUCCCAAAUACUCGUCUUCUGUCCCAACCUCUUCUCUGAGCCCAACCCCACAGGAGUCUCUUCCUGACUAACGUGCCCAUUUUGUCUCGGGCUCACACUUAAGGUCACUAUUUUUCUCCAAGUGCGGAUGAGAAAAGGGGCUGAAACCGGAAAAGACACCGGCGUUCAGGCUGCCUGUCACUACCAAAUCCAAUAAGCAAUGAUAGUGAUUGAAUCUUUCAUGGGCGCUUUAUUCAGAUGGCCGUCGAUCCGAGAAGAUGGGGGGUUCAUAUCCUAACAAACCAUCUUCCCUUCUCUUUCCUGGCCAGAUCUUUUAUAAGGGGGUGGGGGAGGACAAACAAGGUGUGGGGAGGGCUUUGAAACUCAGGGAGGAUUAGGUGAGAGAAGCUGCAGCCUUCCAGUUCUCCGCAGUUAGCUGUUCCCAAGGUGGGGGUGGGGGGCACACAAAAGGCCCAGAUGCCUCCAACAGGUCCCCAGGUGGUAAUCUCUAGCCAGUGCCCCAGGAGGUCGGCUGCUUUUCCCAGGAGCCAGGAUGGGCCUUAUCUGCAGUUUCUGAAACAAAAGCUUAACACACACAUUACUUGCUAGACUUAGAAUGUUUUACCUGAAGCUAAAAUUUUACAAGUCUUGAGUCCCCUAUCAGGGCCACACACUAACCUGACCAGCUCAGGAGCGGCCUUCGCGGCAGCCUCACAGACGCAGAGACCUCAAGUGACCACACAGGAUGGCCUGCGAUUAAAAGUCACUAACUAAAUAAAAGCAGUUUACUCGGGUAGUCCUGCCCUAGGUGAGGCUCUUCCCCGAAAACAGUCCAUCUUUACCUUAAUUAAGCCUGUCUAUUGUCUUUUCACAUCUACAAUAGCAUCCCUUUGGUGUGUCAGAGUAAUUUCCACCCCCCCCACCCCACCCCUCAAAACACAGAUACCAUAUACCACAGCAGAGAGUGCAAAUCCCCAUUGUUAUUAUUAUCGUGCUAAUUGUUGUCUGUUAACUAUCCUGUACCCACCUACGUAAAAAAAAAAAAAGUAUGUGUCUAUCAUUUUACUUUUUAUCCAAUCCUGAAGGUCUCCCUGCUUUGCUUGCUCCGGGCUCCCUCACCUAGCACCAAAGGCUCUCACGCAGCCCACUUACGUGUUGUUACGUACAAAGCAGAGUGCAGAACCGCCACUCUCUGGAGCACUUCCUCAGUCCUUGGGGCUUUUGCUUGCUGGCGAUUGUCAUCAGUCUGGCGCAAAUAAAGGUUUGAAUGUU
Phyllostomus hastatus (greater spear-nosed bat) is the source of this 3276-nucleotide messenger RNA. It is a transcript of the gene AGXT2, whose product is annotated as alanine--glyoxylate aminotransferase 2. Lineage: Eukaryota; Metazoa; Chordata; Mammalia; Chiroptera; Phyllostomidae. Gene Ontology annotation, biological process: glyoxylate catabolic process. Gene Ontology annotation, molecular function: pyridoxal phosphate binding; L-alanine:glyoxylate transaminase activity. Gene Ontology annotation, cellular component: mitochondrion. The transcript is spliced from 14 exons. The record is from RefSeq and is a predicted model, not a curated record. Bases 61 to 1563 code for a protein of 500 amino acids.